AUGUCUACAGCUAAGAAUGACUCAAUCCUGAUCGUGGGCGCCGGCGUCUUCGGUCUUUCAACCGCCCUGGAACUCAAUAAGCGCGGAUACACCGAUAUCACCGUGGUCGACCGAUUUGUACCACCCUCAGCAGAUGGAAGCAGCGUCGACAUCUCACGUAUUAUUCGGGCCGACUAUGCCGACCCAAUCUACUACAAAAUGGCCCGUGAGGCAUACAAAGGCUGGACCACUGAGUACAAAGAUCAAUACUUCGAGUCAGGAUUCGCUCUGUUCUCCGAAACACCCAAGAACAAAUAUAUGGAAGGUUCAAAGUCAGUCAUUCGUGCCGCUGGUGGCCACUUGGACGAACUCCCCGAUGCGUCUGAUAUUCGCAAGCUCUACCCCAGUGUUCAGGCAGACGUUGCUGGCAUGAGCGGUUAUCACAACCCCAAGGGUGGCUGGGCAGAUGCCGCAGGCAGCAUCCAGAAACUUGCAUCUAAGUGUACAGUUGCCGGUAUUUCAAUCAUCGCUGGCCCCAGGGGUACAGUUACCUCUUUGCGCAAGGCCGGCUCACGGGUAGUGGGUGUUAACCUUGUCAGAGGACAGGUUCUGCUUGCUUCCCAGGUCAUCCUCAGUACUGGCGCAUGGACGAAUCGUCUGCUAAACAUCGGCCACGCCGCUUCGUCCUCUGGUCAGCCAGUUGGUUUCAUCCAGCUGACUGAAGAAGAGGCUCUCGAGUACAAGAAUAUCCCGGUCAUGAUCAAUAUGAGCUCCGGCGUGUUCUCUUUCCCGCCUACACCUGAUACUAAUGUCCUUAAGCUUGCGCGUCACGGGUACGGCUAUGCUACUGAGAUGAAGGUUGAUGUCGAUGGGGAAAAGAAAUCGCUCUCGUCGCCUAAGUUUGAAAGCAGCAAUGCUGCCACUGGGUACCUACCCGAUGACGCGGAUGAGUCCCUGCGCCAGGGUCUGCGUCAAUUCUUCCCCAAGCUUGGUGAUCGCCCGUGGAUAAACCGCCGACUUUGCUGGUAUACCGAUACUCCCAAGGGUGACUUUAUCAUCGACCACCACCCCACCAUGCAGGGUCUGUUUUUGGCCACGGGUGGUGCAGGACACGGUUUCAAGUUCCUCCCUAUCUUGGGACAAUAUAUUGCUGACUGCUUUGAGGGAAAGGCUCCUGAGAACUUGCGGCAAAAGUGGAGAUUGAACCUGCCCAAGAAUGACGCUAAAGGCCCUAUGGCGGGGGAUGGCAGCCGAGGAGGUCCUCCUCUGAGAAGGCUGAGCCCAUUCGAACAGGCCAAGCUGUAA
This is a messenger RNA of Penicillium canescens, 1284 nucleotides long. Its product is annotated as NAD(P)/FAD-dependent oxidoreductase. Gene Ontology annotation, molecular function: sarcosine oxidase activity; flavin adenine dinucleotide binding; L-pipecolate oxidase activity. The transcript has 2 exons. The record is from RefSeq and is a predicted model, not a curated record. Bases 1 to 1284 code for a protein of 427 amino acids. Lineage: Eukaryota; Fungi; Ascomycota; Eurotiomycetes; Eurotiales; Aspergillaceae.